UCUACAUUUAUAUCCUUUUCUGAGUGACUUUAUAAACUUUCCUUGGCAUUUUGUGCAGAAAUCCAACAGGAGCGAUAAUUUUGAUGAUGCAGAAUGUCGAUAACUGGGAAACAUUCGUCAAUGAGCAUUUGCUACAAUUUGGUGUAGUUGAUGGCCUCCUGCUUAUCACAAAGAGGGGAGAAGCAGUUUACUCGCAGGGAAAGCUUUCCGCUGUAGAAAGGAAAUACACAGAACAGUUUGUUAACAUAUUUAAUGCUUCAACUAGUGAGCAAGAAACUGCAUUUUGCUGCAAAGGAUUUGAUUUGGAAGAUGAUCGAGGAAAGAUGAAUCACUUCACAAUUUAUCACAAGACAUUUUGUAGUGUCUAUUGCACUUCAGAGCACAAUAAGAAAGGUCUAAUAGUAUGUAACCUACCAUACAGUGUACUGAUAGCUUCAUAUCCAUGUGGACAGACCAAUACAGAGGUUAUCAGGAUAGUUGAAAAUGCUUGCAAGAUUCUUAGGAUGUAAUCCAAAAGCCCCUGGUCUAUCAACUAGCACACAUCGUGUGCAGAACAAACUAGUCUUGGGAAAAGUGGCCAAAAACUAUAACAAAAUCAUUACCACUGAGAAGACAUCACCCUGUUCAACAAAUAAUAUAACUCAACUCCAUCACAACUGAUGGUGUUCCAAGUUUAUUUCUUUGAAGCAUCUGAGAUGUUAGAUGGAUUCCCCAGUAAAGCUAAAGCAUUUCUCAACAGUCAUGCAGUUAUCAUUGUCAGGUAAACAAUCAUGCAGAGAUUAACAAUUCCUGGCAUCUUCAAGUAGCUAUGUUUAAGACAUUUUGCCUGUUGUCUCGUAAAUCAAAUAUCACUGAAUUACUGUCCACAUCUUCAUAGGUUUUCUUAUAAACGUAAUGUAUAGGAAAAAGAAAUACCUUGUGUAAGGACUGUACACAUCAUACCAGGGGCAACGUAUCAGUCUUAAAAAACCCACAGGAAUUCUGCAUAAAUUAAUUAAAUUUUAGUGCCAAAAAAAAAAAACAUUUGGAGGGGGGGGGUCUUCCCUACACUAGUGCUAAUUGCUAAUAUGCCCCAAGUAGGUAAGCCGUAACAGGGGUUGAGAUGCUGUCAGGUUUUAAAUCAUCAAUGUUAAAAUUUAUAUUGUGGGUCUUUCUUGUUGUUGCAAGAURUAUUGUAUCCUGGGUUGUUGUUCUUUGUAUUUCUCGUUGUUCUUGGCUAUUGUUUGAUUGUCUUCAUGGCUCAGGUGCUUGGCAACACCAAGAAAGAGUAUAUUGUUUUUUAGAACAUGAUACACCCCACCUACCCCUCCCUCUCCAUGGGUCCUGUGGUACUGUCAGAGGAUUAAGAUGCACCAACAUGUAAUUGUCUUACAUGCCAUAAAACAAUAUUUUAUUUUCUUUGAUUAAGAAACUGAAUACUAUGCAAUCCAUUUUCGUAAACUGUUUGAUCCAAACUAAUAAAUACAAUAAACUCCAAUGAAUACAAUAAACAAAAAUAAGCCCAAAUGUUGUUUUUAUCAUUAAAGUUAGACAGUUAUUUUUGGCUCAAAUUUAUUGUGAAUAUAAUAUGAUAUUUAUCAUCCACUGCCAUUCAAAAGGUAUAAAGAGGUGCUUCAAGAUUUAACCAAGCAUAUCAAAUUGAUGGUGCUUAAGGCAAAAUAAAGUGGUGCUGAACAUGGUUAAUACUCAGUUUCUAAAAUUAAAUAUAAAAGAAACCAAAAAAAAUUCAAAAUCAACAAAAGAAAAUCCAAAUCAAGGCAUUAGAAAAAAAGAAAAAAGA
Molecule: messenger RNA, 1780 nt
Organism: Actinia tenebrosa (Australian red waratah sea anemone)
Lineage: Eukaryota; Metazoa; Cnidaria; Anthozoa; Actiniaria; Actiniidae
Molecular function (GO): actin binding
Source: RefSeq, a predicted model, not a curated record